Molecule: messenger RNA, 1766 nt
Organism: Prunus avium (sweet cherry)
Lineage: Eukaryota; Viridiplantae; Streptophyta; Magnoliopsida; Rosales; Rosaceae
Source: RefSeq, a predicted model, not a curated record
UCCUCCCUUACCUAGGAAACUUGCUCUUGUGUGUUCAAAUUUCAAAAAUUUCUCAGUGAUAAAUAAAGAAGAUGAUAUCAUUAACUAGGCACAUGAAAGUGAAAGAUAAACCGUGUGGGCCACCUGGGAAAAGCUUUUCCACCACACUACGAUUUUCCAGGAAGCUCUCCUUUUCUCUUUAUUCCAUUAUUGCCUUUACUAAAACCUCUUCUCCACUAAUCCCAUAACACUAUAGCAUCUUCUUCUCAUUGUUUUCAGUUUGGGGGCGGGAUGGAAAUCAGAUAAUUAAAGAAAGAAAGCAGAGGAUCCGUCUUGGAAAGCUCCUUUCUUUUUCUAUGUAAAUUCCUCAGUUUUCUCAGUAACCAAACAGAGGUAUUUAUGUCUCAAAGAAAAGCAUUUGCUUAUUAGCUGUGGAAAUUGAGAGAGCAACAACUGGUUUCCUGGUUUGCAAAUACUCAUCGUGGAGAUCAAUCUUCUUCUGAGCCAUCUUUAACACCUAGGAGUAAUCUUUACAGGCCCUCCUUGAGUUUCAGGGAUGAGGUCGUACAACUAUAAUGUCUAUGACGAGCCCAUAAAGGCUACUUCAGAAUCAGCAGAGUGGAUAUUUUUAGCCACUAACCUUGGCCUAGAGAUGUUGUCAGCUGCUUGUGAUCAGGUUUCCUCCCCCCCACUACGCACUAUUUGGUAUGCCGUUGGCUAUUGCAGCUAUGCUCAUUUCCAUCUGGGAGCUAACAGCAUACCAAAUAGUGCAUAGUGGAUGGUAAAAAGGAAAGAGUUGUGUUGAGGAGAUGGGGAAUGCUCUGGCGGUUUUAUCAUCCACCACCUCGUAGUAAUAAGCUUUUUGGUACUCUUCCUGACAUUUAUGGACUAGUUUCUGGCAUCUCACAGUGCAUUUGAUAUAUAGUUCAGUAUGUUUACUUCCUUCGGCAUGCUGAUAAUCCUUUCAAAGCAUCCCUUUUGCCUGCCAUAUUUCUUCUCUGUUUAGGUGGUUCAAAACUGAGUAAUAACCGAAGGAACGCCAAUACCACUGACAACAACAUCUUGAGAAAGCCUUUGGAUAGUAAUUCCUCUACCUCUACCUCUACAACUACUAGCACUUCAAGUUCAAGCCCGCUAUUUCAGGCUCAAGGGGGUCUUCUUCUAUCCAGGUGGAGAGCCCCUCGGAUGCGCUGGACUACCACUCUGUUAAGCUUUUGGGUGGCCAUGAAAGGGCUACACCAGAGUCGGUUCUUGAGCUUAUGGAUGUCAAAAAUUUCACCUUGGCACAUGUCAGAUCUCAUUUACAGAUUUAUCGUACGGUUUUCACCGCCAAUAGAGCAGGGGCCUUUUCAGGACAAUCUGAUGUCCAUGAAAAUGCUUCAUCUGGGGAUGCCACUGAAGACAUAAUAUUUUAUCUUCAGAACCCACGGUCUGGUGAUCAGCUCUCAUCAGCGCAGACUAUUCAUGUUCAAGAUAACAAGGACUCCUUGGGAAACUUCUUCAAGAUCCGUAGGUUCCCUUUAGCAAGGACAUCCACAAAUCAUGGUUAUUGCCUAGCAGCAACUCACAGUUAUCCGAGCUAAAUGAGACAUUGUGAAAGAACCUAUUCAAAUUGGAAUGAUCGUGCAAUUGAAUCAUUCUCUUAUGUCAAUACUCCUUAUUCACAUUACUAGAUCAUAGAAUCCGAUUGUCAAUAUCCUAAUGUGAAUCAUUCCUUUUAUGUCUCCAUGUAUGCAAUCUCAUUACAUAGCUCUCAUAUCCACUCGUGUAUUCCUUGGACCAUGGUU